CUAUUACCUAUUUAAACGAUCAAUAAAUCCUUUGUGCAUCUUGAGAUCACAUGACUUCAUUUGAUUGGUUAAGCUGAUAUGUCUGUAAAUAAUAUUGAAUGAAGAACGAAUAGUUAUGUCGUUCACAUUCCCCCAUUUAAAAUAUUUUGAAAAAAAAAUCAAUAAUUUAAUUAUGUCCAUCUAUAUAAAUACUUGAAUGUUCAUUAACGUUUAAACUUUUGAUCUCUAUCUAUUCAAUAAUAUAAUGCAUAGUUGUUUAACACUUGUAGAUUAUACAUGGAAAGAUAGUGAAGAAAGUGGUAGAUCAUCACCGAAAUAUACAAAUAAUAAUAAUGAUCAUAUUUAUCGUCUACGACGUACAGCUAAAUCAUUAGAUGGUGAUACAACAAUGAAUUCAUCAUUAAAUCAAAAUAAUAAUAAUAAUAAUAAUAAUACAAUACAAUUAAGUGGAACAAAUAGACAUUUAAAUGAUAGAAUAAAUCAUUCAUUUAUACAAAUGACAAAUAGGAAUUCAACACAUCAUCAUCAUCAUCAUCAUCAUAGUUCUAUGCUUUUAUUGAAUAAUAGACGAUUACCAAUUUAUGCUACAACUAAACAAUUACUUAAAAGACCAGAUCGUAUAUGGGUACCAGUAGGACAUUGUCGUUAUUUAUUAGAAAGAGAUUUACAUACAGGUGAAAUACAAUGGAAUCCUGAAGGUAAUGAAAUUAUUUGUACUCCUAGAAGUUUGGCAGAAAUUUGUAUGGCACGUUUAAUUCGUGAUUGGCCAUGUAUGCUACCUACUCGACGUUCAUCAUUACGUAAUAUAGUUAGUUACUUAUUUAGUUCUCGUGAUCUACAAUCAAAUCCUACACAGAAUUUUCCUACUUCAUCGACUACAUCAACAGAAACAUCAACUUCAGAACCAAGACUAUCAGCAAGUGUAUCAUCACGUGAACCUCGAUGUAAAACUGAUCGUUGUAAAUCUCAAAAUAGAAAACCUAAACAAAAACAUUCAUUAAAUAAUAAUCAUGAUAAUGAUGAUUAUGCUGGUGAUAAUAAUAAUAAUAAGGAUAUACAUAAAACUAAUAAUCAUUGUACAAAUACACCUCCAUUAACAUGUCAUGAUCUACCAGUUACUGUAUUAAUUAAUUUAUUAUCUGAAGCAAUAUUACAAAGAGAUUGUUCAGCAAUAACUGGUAUCAUAGCAAAUUGGCCAUGUGAACAAUUAAUUAUAAAACAAUUAAUACCAAAUGAAGAAUAUCCACUUAGUUUAAAUUAUAUGACUAAACCAACAUUUGUAUUAGUAAGCCCUGAAAAUGAAUAUGGUAAUCGUAAUACAUUAGUUAAAGGACCAAGUUUAUUAGAUGGAUUUAUAUUAGGCUUUUUAACAAGACAAUCAGGUUGUAAAUUAAAAUCAGUUGAUUUUACUGGAUUUGAAGAAGAUUGUCGUGUAAGUAUUGAAUUAUCUCGAUUGCCUAUUUUAUGGAUGAAACCAGAAAAUCGUAAUUCUGAAAGUGUACGUAGACAUUUAAUGGCUAGUUUACAUAUUGGUAUACCAAGAAAACGUCUUGAAGCUUAUUUUUCUAGAAUAUCUACUAUUUAUGCAUUUCAUGAAGCUGAUAUUGGACAUGGGAAACAAUUUGAUACAGUUACCAUUCAUUUAGAUUGUAACAUGACAGUGGAUGAAGUUGCUCUUGGUUUAUCAUUGCAAACAUUAACACCAUUUCGAUUUUCAUGUAAUCGUUUAUUAUUACAACGAUUACCGGAAAUUAAUUUUCCACCGUAUAGUUUAAUAAGAUUAUUUGAUCCAUUGUCAAUUACACAAUUCGAAUUGGAAGAUCCUACAAUUGGAAGUAGUAUAGCUGUUGUUCUACCAUCUGCUGUUGGUUGGCUAAUUAGUUUACGUAAUUUGAGAGCAUGUUCACUACCGUCCUGUAUACCUCCACCUCCGGAUGUUGUGCCGAAUACACCGACCCCAUCGACAUUACCACCAACUAUUGUAGUAUCGAAUACGGGCGGUUUACAAUCAAACUCAUCUCAACAAUCAAAUACUGUGUCAUUGUCCUCUUCUUCUGGAUCCUCCUCCUCAUCGUCUUCUUCUUCUACUUCCAACACUAACAAUGCAAGUGGUGCUAACAGUAGUAACAUUAACAACACUAGUACUUCUUCUUCAAUGUCUUCGACUACAAUAACAAAUAAUACAUUACAAAAUUCUACUACACCAGCAUUCACUUCAACAGUUGCUGCAUGUCGACUAUUAAACCGAGCACUUGUAUCAUUAAGAUAUUUACAAAGACUUGGACUAGCAAGAUGUCAUUUAACUGGACAAUUAAAAACUUUACUUGGUGGUUUAAGUCAACCUUUGGAGUAUUUAAAUUUACAGGAUUGUUGUCUUUCAUCUGAAGAUAUUCAUUAUUUAGUACAUCAAUGGCGUCCAUUACAUGGUUUAUAUGAAUUGAAUCUUUCACGUAAUAAUUUAUCAGUUGUACCAAAAGAAACACUUUAUGAACUUGUACAAAAUGUUUGUCUUAAACCAAGAGGUCGAUUAGUUUGUCUAUCAAUAGCUUAUACAUGUUUAUCAAUUGAACGAUUAAUUAAUUUACUCAGUCUAAUGGCUGGAAUGGAUCCUUCACAUAGUUUCAAUGAAAAUCUAGAACAAGAUAAUAUAGAUACAAAUUAUAUGGAUAAAUGGAUUGAUAAUAUAUGUACAUUACGUGUAUUAUGUAUUCAAUCAUUUAUUCCACCAACACAAUUAGAAAUUCAUCGUAUCUUAUAUAGAAUAAUACGUUUACCAAAAUUACAUAAAUUACAUAUAUUUCCAGCAUUUUAUGCAUUCCCUGGAGAUACAGAAAUACAACAACGUGAACAACGUUAUAAUCAAUUAAUACAUAGUCGUAAUUAUUUAAAACAAAAAUGUCGAUCAGAUAUUGAAUUAUUAUGAAUUAUAAUUUUGUCUCUUUUUUUUCUUCUUUUCUUCUUUUCUUUUUGUUUUUCUUUCUAAUUAUGGUUUCCUAAUGAAAAACAAUCAUGAUCACCUAAUUCAUUAUGUAAAUGAAAUGAAAUAGGAAACUAGGAAUUAGUUACUAACCAUCAGUCAUAGUGAGGGGGAGUGCCACCCUUAUCAUCAUCAUCGUUUGUUUGUUUGUUUUUUUGUAUAUCUUUUAAUGAGAAAAAACUUUUUAAAAAUGAUACACAUUGAGUGUUUCUUUUCUCUUUUUUUGGUUUUUUUUAUGAAGAAAAAAACACAAAAACAUUUCUAUGUGAAAAUAUUUUUGCCUGUUUGUUUUGUUUUGGUUUCAUUUCAUUUCAGUAUAAAAAUAAAAUAAAUUUUAUGCAUCAUUCAUUGUGUUUGUUUUGAUUUGAUUGAUUGUUGAAUUGAUUUCUAAUGUUUAAAUGAAAGUGGCCCAACCAUAGUUACUACCUUGAUGUGGUGGUCGAGCUUGCCUAUUGUGAUGGCCCAACUAAGUUACAUUGACUGGAACAUAUGUUCCUAUAGGUUCUACCAUGCCAAGCAGGUUGAUUGGAGAACGAUAAGAUUAAAAGCAGCAACUUAAGAUCUGACGGAAAAGUUGUACUACUGACUAUAGAGGGAUGUGACAGUAGUAAGGUAUUUCUCUCGGGCAACCAGCAUCUGUAGCGAUGCUGCCUUCUCACAAGGAAGGAAGGGAUUAGAAAAGGUCGACCCUAAAAAUGACACACCUCACCUUAACUCACGGAUUUCCGUCUCCGACGGUAAGGCCUUAUGAAGAAUGGAGCUAACACCUUAAAAAAAGGCCGUGUGUGAUCGACCUCAAGCAGUUGUCCCUUGGGCUCUGCGGUCACACUCUUAGGUCGUUAAGACCAACACUAAUUCAACUUCCUUUUCAUGUUCCUUGAGAAAAUACCCUUCCAUGGUGUGGGCAAACGGGAAGUGACAUCAACCAUCAUACCCGUAAGAGCACACGAGAACAAGUUGGUCACGAUCAAAUCCUUUUUACACCUCUUAAUAUCUCUCUUAUCUUCACAACUAACCCUUCUUACGUUCCUUUAUCACCUCGCGCCGCUUGUGAAAACGAUUCAAAUACGCGGAACGUUAUUCCCGGUCUCCUGAAACCAAGCUCUAGACUACGUGUAGGAGCUUUUAACGUUCGAACACUGUGCCAAAUAGGACAACAGGCUUCCUUAGCUAGGACUUUAGAAUCUCGACGAAUGCCCAGUUUCCGAAACCCCUUUACCGGAUCCGAGUAGGUAAGGACGGCAAAUCAAUUGAUGAAGUAGUGAAAAUUCAUCAGUUGAGAUGGCUAAGGGUGGCCAGAUCAGAACAUAGAACAAAUCUAUAAAGUCACUGACAAGUGGACUGAGCUAUGUUGGUAGGUAUAGACCACCUGAUUGGGCUCCGCGAGAUGAUAGCAACCGAUGGUUAAAGACCUUGAAUGACAUAGCUGAAAAUCGUUUGCAAUGGCGCAGGUGCAUCCACUCUUAGUGUCCUCCCAGAUUCUAAUCUUCUGAAUUCUUUAUGUCUCUUUUUUCUCUUUCCAAAUAUAUUUCACUGUAUUAUACUCCUUGAAUAAGAUCUUCAAACCCUAAUGUUUCCGAUUACUACUUAUACUCUUACUACCUCUACCACAAUGGGAUUUGAAUUGACAACUGCAUCUCUGUGCUAAUGUGGUAUGGCAACUCGAACUGAUGUACGUACAUACGAAGUUCUACGUUGUUGCUGACUGACUUAUAUCGCAGAGGCUGAGAUUGGUGUUCUGGACUUAACAGGCAAGGCUAGGCAGGAAGCAAGACCGAUAAAGACUCUAGGCUGCUCGUACGGGUUUUGUGCGUCAUUGGUACGGUCGAUAAUUCAAUGUUUCUCGAAUUGGCGGUGUCAUUACGUUAUAAAUUGAUAGGGGCACAAACCCACAAGUUAUAACAGUUAUCAUGGAUUGAUAAUUAUUCAUGAGGUAGGUAUUGGAUAGUUUUUUCAUUGCGCAUAUAUAACCAUAUUAGGGAUCAUAUAUAGUGCUAUACGUGAUCAUAAUGAGCCUCCAAGUUGUUGUAUGAAGUGACCUAGAUAGUGAGACUAUAAUACAUGUACA
Molecule: messenger RNA, 5045 nt
Organism: Schistosoma haematobium
Lineage: Eukaryota; Metazoa; Platyhelminthes; Trematoda; Strigeidida; Schistosomatidae
Exons: 7
Coding region: 245-2923 (892 amino acids)
Cellular component (GO): cytoplasm
Source: RefSeq, a predicted model, not a curated record